This is a messenger RNA of Actinia tenebrosa (Australian red waratah sea anemone), 1966 nucleotides long. Its product is annotated as multiple inositol polyphosphate phosphatase 1-like. Gene Ontology annotation, molecular function: acid phosphatase activity; inositol phosphate phosphatase activity. NCBI's taxonomy places the organism in Eukaryota, Metazoa, Cnidaria, Anthozoa, Actiniaria, Actiniidae. The record is from RefSeq and is a predicted model, not a curated record.
AGUCACUCGUUGCGAGAAAACAGUGCGCUUUCUUUGUUCAGAAAUGUAUCUCGUUUGAGCAGAAAUAUGAUAUUUUAUGUCCUAUGUUUUUUGCUAUUGGCACAUUUUACUAACGCAGGACAAAAAAUUUACAAUUUCGGGAGUAAAACUCCAUAUUUUUAUGAGGAAAGUGAGGAGUUGAAGUCAGACUUACCGUCCCACUGCAAAGCAAUCCACGUUAACCUUCUUGCAAGACACGGAACACGGCAUCCGAGUAAAAAAGACGUUAGAAGAAUGAAUACUAUGGUGAAAGUCGUGAACGAACUGUACAAAUCUGGCUCCGAAUUCAAGUUUAAUAGCGUCGAAUUUCCCUGGGUGACCCCUUUCAAAGACGACAAUGACAAACGUCUGAUUACAAGAGGUGAAGAAGAGCUGUAUAAUUUAUCCAAACGCGUAAGAAACCGUUAUAAGGAUCUCUUCAAGUCACCUCUCUCCAUUGAGGAUAUAAGUUUUGUCAGUACGAAGACGCCCCGUACUUUGCAGAGCGCGAUGGCCUUUGCGCUUGGGUUAAUGGAAGGUGAAGGCACUUUGGGCAGCUGUAAAAUACGUCCUGUUGACAUAGACUCUAGAGAUAAAGAAAAUGACCCCAUACUAAGGUUCUUUGAUAUGUGCCCUAAAUACAAGCAAACGGUGUCAAAGAACAAGAGCUCGUUGUUUGAACAUCAUAACUUCCGAGACACUCUUCCAAUGAUGCAAGUUGUCGAGAGGGUGAGAUUGAAGUUUGGAAACAGUUCUGUACUGACAGCCAGACAUAUCGUUGGGAUGUACGUAGCCUGUGUAUUUGAGAAUGCAGUAUUUGAGAGGGAUAAUACAUGGUGUUCUGUGUUUACAGAGGAAGACUUUGAAGUCUUGGAAUAUUAUGCUGAUUUGAAACAUUACUGGAAGAGAGGUUAUGGUCAUGACAUCAACCACAAGAUGGCCUGUAAUCUUUUAGCAGUUAUCUUAGGAGACAUUAAGAAUUCUUUAAAUGUUACUAGCACCACAAGGAAAAAAGGGGUUUUUAGAUUUGCCCAUGGUGAAACACUACAACCGCUCUACUGUGUUCUAGAGUUGUUCAAAGAGGCUGACCACAUGAGGGCUGACAAUUUUAAUGAAAAGUCUAAACGCUUGUACCGAUUAAGUGAAAUUAGCCCCUUUGGAGCUAAUAUAGCCUUUGUUGUUUACGACUGCUCUAAAGAGGAAUCUGAGUUGGAUGAGGAAUCUUUCCAGGUGGAUGUUCUUGUUAAUGAACGGCCUGUUUCCAUACCGUGUUGUGCACCUGGGAAGUGUUCUUUAAGGAAGUUCUUCGACUGUUUUGAAGGCAUUGCCAAGAACUGUAACAUGGAAGCUGUUUGUGCAGUGAAAGAAAGUGAUGGAAGCCAGAACAAUCAUAGUGAAUUAUGAUGUAUUUAUUAAUGCAUUAAUGUCAGGUCGUCAUUAACCUGAGGGGAGGGGUUAUGCCUUCAUGUUGUGGGGUGGGGUUUGGGGUGGGGGGAGAGGAGGAUAUUCAAAUAUUUCCAUUUUGAUCAUAAAGCUGAGGCAGUUUGGAACUUUCCACCUUUUUUUACAACCCCUUGUUCAAAAGAAGUAUAUUACUAUCAUUGCUAAGGCUUUUGUUAUCGGCCACAAUUAUUAUUAUCACUUGUUGUUUAUAUUAGAAGGUUGAAAUAUUUAAUGUUAAUGAUUUAUACUUUCUGUUAUGUUCAUUGAUCAAUAAACCAAGCUGUAUAUAUAAUUUACGAAUCGGUCAGCCACUGUUGUCGUGUUCAGAUUGAAGGGACAUCAUUUUACCCUGUGUUCCAAAGUAUGUGACAUCAGAGGCACAAGAGGAGUUUUCCCAUUUCAUAUUGUGUCAUUCCCUAGAGUAUUAUUUCUUUGUUUGACAGUUAUGUUUGCGAAGACACAUGAAUAUGGAUACUACUCACAAAAAUAAUUUUAUUCUCAAAAG